AUGCCACCAAAGGCUUGUAGCGUGCCCGCUACGACCAUCGAAGUCCUACUCCUUCCAGCACGCUUGGGAGUAAACCCAGUCAAAAAUCUAGCCAGGAUAGCUGGCUACGAGGAUAAAACUGCAGUUUUCUUCUUCAAACUUCUGCGUCCACACUGGCGGCCUUGGUGUGAUGGUCGUUUGUUGCUGAUGGCUACAGCAAUUUUCGUAUCCUGCCAGGGUGACAAAGCAGCCCUAUUCAGGGAUGUACUGCUAUCUCCAACCGGAGAGGGGACUAAAAAAUCUGUCCUAAACAAAGCUAGCCAAUAUGUUGCCGACCUUGUCAGCCUACUGCGGCUGACUGGGUAUCCUACUAUGCGGUCAAAAAAAAAGAAAAAUUUUAAAUUUAGCUUCAUGGAACGUCCGGACAAUGUUGGAUCUUGGGAGUUGUUUGUCUUGGGUGAUUUUAACGCCCGUGUGGGUAAAGACCACAUCUUGUGGCCAAAAGUGCUUGGACGAAAUGGAGUUGGUAGGGAAAAUUCAAAUGGAACCAUGCUCCUCGAAUUUUGUACAGAGCACAAUCUUGUGGUGACAAAUACAGUCUUCCAACAGGCUGACAGGAAGAAGACUAGCUGGAAACAUCCACGUUCAGGACACUGGCAUCUCAUCGACUACAUACUUAUCAGACGACGCGAUCUUCGUCUCGCUCGUCUAACUAAAGCGGUGCAAGCAUCAACAAUGUGGUCAGAUCAUCGCCUCAUCAAGAUGUCGGUGUUUCUUACUGUUAAGCCAGCGCGCAUUGCAGCUCUAGUAGGAAAAAGAGGACGGCGUAAGCAGGUAGCCCGGCAUGGUAACAGCACAGGGGUUUGGGUUUGCGGAACCUGUGGUCGUCGAUGUUCAUCAAGAAUAGGCUUGUUCUCGCAUCAAAGGACUCAUCAAUGA
Molecule: messenger RNA, 918 nt
Organism: Helobdella robusta
Lineage: Eukaryota; Metazoa; Annelida; Clitellata; Rhynchobdellida; Glossiphoniidae
Exons: 5
Coding region: 1-918 (305 amino acids)
Biological process (GO): chromatin remodeling
Cellular component (GO): nucleus
Source: RefSeq, a predicted model, not a curated record